Darwinula stevensoni is the source of this 554-nucleotide messenger RNA. NCBI's taxonomy places the organism in Eukaryota, Metazoa, Arthropoda, Ostracoda, Podocopida, Darwinulidae. The record is from the annotation of a GenBank genome assembly.
AUGGGCAUGGAGUCAUUGUUACCAGCCACUACUGCAGUUCAAUCACCAGCUGGAUCAAAGAAGACCAGCUUAAAAUGUGAAGGCAUGGAGCCAUUGUUAUCAACAACUACUGCAGCUCAUUCACCAGUUGGAUCAAGAAAGACUAGAGAUGGAAGAUCUUCAGGAGCAGAAUAUCGUGAAGUGGGGAAAGCACAUUCGAUCACCCAGAUGCUCCCAAGUUGUUCCAAGCUGAAGAAGUGCCCAAGUGGCUUUUUCAAGUACAGCAUGGUCCACAAUUAUCUCCUCAAAAGUGUUUUGGAGAAUCGGUGGAUGGACCUGGCUCUCCUUGGUGACUCCUCGAUCAUCGAGUGACGCUUCCCUGGCAGAUCCAUCUGUGUUCCCCCUCUGCUCAAGGCCCUUUCAUACUCGUUUUGUAUCUUCUUUUCAUUCUCUUUUCCCCAAUGAUCUUCGGAAAGAGAUCGUUGGGGCCAACCGAUACAACGUGAAAGUUGUAUCGGUUGGCCAUCCUUUCUCCGAGCCCAUGAUGUUUUUUUUUUUUACAUCUCCCAUGUCAG